CAAAAUGUUUCGAUUGAUAGUAUUCUUUUCAGUUUUUAUGGCAUAUACGAGAUCUGUUGAACUUGGAGAUAACCUUUACCUUAUCACAUCACCAUAUACAUAUCCCGCUGACAAAAAUGUAACAGUGACUGUGGAUGUUUUUGGUUCAAAAUCUUGUAAUGUCACACUGCGACUAAAGAAGAGAAACGCUCAUAUUACAACUGGAGGAACUGUAAAACCUGGAGUGAGAGGAGCAUUUACUUUAAAAAUACCAUCUGCAGUGGUCCAUAAUUACAGGCAGGAGACACGUUUGACUUUUAUGCAACCAUUUGCGGAAAAAGGACAAAAUCGAAAAGCGUGCAAGUAGUGCAUGUCAAGAAAAGUAUAAUAUUCAUCCAAACUGAUAAACCAAUCUAUAAGCCAGGACAAAAAAUACGAAUGCGUAUAAUAUCUUUGGAUGAAGAUUUAAAACUUAAGGGAGAAAGAGUUAGUUACAUUUUAGUUUUUCUAUAUUCUGAACGUGAAAAAAACCCGUUUGACUUUACAAUUCUUUUUAGGUGGAUAAAGUUUAUGUGGUAAGAACAACAAUGCUUAUAAUCAUUAAAUGUUUUAUAAACGUGGAAAUAAACUAAAAACUUAACAGUUUAUUGAGUGUUAACGUGAUUUCAAUUGUCAUUAAAAAGACAGCUUCUUCCACAAGAAUCAAACAAUGGAAUAAUAUAACAAUGGAAGAUGGACUGGCAAGUUUGGAGAUGCAAUUAUCAAAAGAACCAGUAGAAGGAGAUUACAAAAUAACAGCUAUUGUUGGUAAGAAAACAAAAGUUCGAAAAAUCAUCGUCAAAAAAUACGUUCUUCCGAAAUUUGAAGUGAAGAUUACACCACCAUCAUAUAUAGCCUUGGAUCAGAAAAACUUUGACACAAAAAUAUGUGCAAAGUAUACUUAUGGGAAAAAUAUGAGAGGAAUUUUGAACGUGCAAAUAUGUUUAAAGCAUGAAAAAUAUGACUACACGAACGGAUGGGGUCAAGAAAAUCUUACAAAACCUGCCAGAACAUUACAAAAGAGAUUGACGGCUGUACAGAUAUUGUUACAACACGUCAGGAUUUAAAUUUUGCUGAUAUGACCAGCACAUGGAACGCUGAAUUCAUAAUUGAAGCUAAAGUUAAGGAAAGUUUAACUGGAGUAACACUAAAAGACCAUGCUAAGAUAACACGGUUGCAUAAACGCUCUGUGUCGUUGUCCUUUGCUGGAAGUUCAGACAAGUUUAAACCUGGUUUACCAUAUAAAUAUGUGCUUAAAGUGACUCGUCCUGACGGAAAGCCGGUCACAGGAGCAAACAUUCGUAUUACUGCAAGACGAGGCUAUUUCUCAUUUCCAUACGAUAAGCAAUUCACGGUGAAAAACGGUUAUGUUGUGGACUUUGUAGUUGUAAAAACUAUCAAGUCAAUGACUCUUGAAAUGAAGGCUGAAUUGUUGGAUAAAAAUCCAUAUCCAGUAAAAACGUAUGGAAACGCUGUUACUGCACAUAAAUCUGUAGAACCAUGGUACUCGCCAAGCUCCAGUUACCUGAAAAUAACUAAAAAUACAACAACUCCAGUGAAGAUUGGCCAAGAAACGUUUCUUAUGGUCCACUACACAAACGGAAUGGAUAAGAGAAAAAAAUCAAAUUUUAUUAUUCUGUGAAAUGUGGUGACUUUAGCAUAACUGGAGUGUAUAACCAAAUCAUUGACUAUGCUCAAAAGAUUGAAAAAGCAAAAAAGGCAAAGCCAUUGGUUGGGAAAUUUCAGUUGAAGAUUCCAGUAACAAUAGACAUGAUAUCAUCGUGUCGUGUGAUGAUUUACUACGUAAGAAAAGACAAGGAAGUUGUAGCUGAUUCAUUUGAUUUUGAUGUUGAAGAUAAAUUGAAGAAUGAGGUAAUGAUUUUAAUUUUUAUCUCUGAUGCUCCUAUCUUUGAGGUAUGAGUUUUAACAUUUUCAGAUGUUUUCACUGUGUUUGAAAAACAAAAAACAUACAGGAAUAAAUAAAAAACUUUCAAUCUAUCUAAUAUUUCACUGCUUCAGGUGUCAGUAAGUUUUGAGGAAAAA
This is a messenger RNA of Xenia sp. Carnegie-2017, 2061 nucleotides long. RefSeq names its product alpha-2-macroglobulin-P-like. NCBI's taxonomy places the organism in Eukaryota, Metazoa, Cnidaria, Anthozoa, Malacalcyonacea, Xeniidae. The transcript has 13 exons. Bases 995 to 1660 code for a protein of 221 amino acids. The record is from RefSeq and is a predicted model, not a curated record.